GCUCGUAGUGUACCUGACAGUGACAGUUAACUGAAAGCCCCACAUGGAUCCACUCGAUACCUAAUUGAGAAAGGAAAAAGUUGGAUUCCAUCGUCAUCUCACCACUCCGAAUUUCUUCGUCUACACCGAUUACAGUCAAGAAUAACUUCCGCAAAGCUUGUCCAAGAUGACAAUGAAUACCGAGCCAGAGGCCCUUCUCUCUCAUCUACCGAAUUCCGAUGGUUCUGCUACAUUCUCGUUCGCAGGGUACACCGUGGUCGGGGCUGUAAAUGGGCCCAUCGAAGCGCAAAGACGAGACGAACUUCCAGAAGAGGCGGUUGUCGACGUGAUCGUACGACCAGCUGCAGGGGUUGGAGGCACAAGGGAAAGGCAUCUAGAGUCAUUGAUUCAAUCUACGUUACGUCAAAUUAUCCUCGUCGACAAUUUUCCGAGGACUCUUAUCCAGAUCGUCCUACAAGUUAUUGCUACCCCAGAAAACGAAUAUGUAAACUCUAAGAUUGUUCAGCCUGGUUCAAACCUACCUAUACUACCCGCCCUCGUGCAAACAGCAGUGCUCUCUCUCCUCUCUGCUGCUUUACCGCUGACAACAACCUUGACCUCGACUUCCCUGGCCAUUAUCGCCGACGGCCAAUCGAAGAAGAUCGUCCCAAGCCCUUCACCACGUGAGAUUCAAGCUUCGGAAUCAUUCCACGUUCUUUCGUUCACCUCACACGAUGAGUUGAUACUUGUGGAGAGUGAAGGACACUUCACCAUGAAAGAAUGGGAUGAUGUUUAUACUGCUGCCCGACGUCAAUGUUGUCCUUCGCCCUCCACGAAUGAUGGUGAUACCGAUAUGGACGAUGCUAACGUAGCUGGUGUAAACUGGAAGCAAUUUACACGGUCUACCCUAGAAGCAAAGGUAGCUUCGGAUUUACAUUGGAAAUGAGCAACGCCGCAUCAAAGCUUGAAUCCCAUAUUGCACAUCAACGCGUGCUGCAAGUCGUACUGAGAGGAUACACUAUUGGCUAGACUCAUGUGGUAGAAUGCGCCAAGGUUCUGGUCUGGUUUCUGUGACAUUUUCUGACUUUACGAGGGAUAUGUCAGGCCACUUCUCUCCACGUGGUGUUUGAUGCUCCCGAACGGGACGCAUUGCU
Molecule: messenger RNA, 1133 nt
Organism: Hypoxylon fragiforme
Lineage: Eukaryota; Fungi; Ascomycota; Sordariomycetes; Xylariales; Hypoxylaceae
Exons: 3
Coding region: 167-925 (252 amino acids)
Biological process (GO): poly(A)-dependent snoRNA 3'-end processing; rRNA catabolic process; nuclear mRNA surveillance
Cellular component (GO): nucleolus; cytoplasmic exosome (RNase complex); nuclear exosome (RNase complex)
Source: RefSeq, a predicted model, not a curated record